AUGGGUUUAUUAAAGAGGGUUAGUACAUGGUCUUAUGAUGUUCUUUUGGAUUAUAUUUCAGUGAAUCCAACAAGAGAUGAAGUUACACAUUUUAAGGUAGACCCACAUGAUGAGAGCGAUGAAUCUAUACUUAAACUAAGAACUGUUAAAGAUUUUGGUAGUAUUACAUGUCUGGAUUUCUCAGAAUCAGAGAUUGGUAUGGUUGGUGUUGGUGAGAAAAGUGGACAUGCGAGAUUGCUAAACAUCAUUAAGAGCAAUGAUAAUGAAUACAACAAUUUUGACGUCACAGUUAGGGCAAAACAGAUGAGAUGUAUUAAUACACUAGUGAUAAAUACUAACGGUCUGGUAGCAAUCGGUUUAGAUAGGAACAGGAAUGAUGCAUCAUUGCAAAUCUGGGAUGCCAACUAUCAGAGUACUAGUUCUGAUAUUAUUAACCCUACAUUUUCCUAUUGUAUUAAUGAAAGCAUUGUUUCCUUAAGGUUCCUCCAGGAUACAAGUAUUUUAGCUGCAAGUACAAAAUUCCUUAAAGAGAUUGAUAUUAGAUCUUCGAAUCCAGUUUACCAACUUCCUACACGACUAUCAUACGAUAUAAAGCUGAAUCCAUUUAAUAGUUGGCAAUUCAGUACAUACGGUGAUGAUGGUACAUUAGCAAUUUGGGAUAGAAGAAAAUUGACUUCCCAUGAUACAUUAAAUGAUCCAAGCAUAGCACAACCGCUUAUUUCAUUUGACAAAUUGGUUGGAACAGGUGCAGCUUCAAAAAAGUAUAUGAAUUCUUGUUUUCGUUGGUCAACGGUAAGAAACUGGGAGUUUGCUACCUUACAUCAAGGUGAUACAAUAAAACGUUGGAGAUUAGGCUCAUGUUUGGAAAAUGAUGAUAAAAAUGAGGAAUAUGAGGAACUUUUUGUAUCAACAGUACACGAUAUUAAUACAACUUUUGAUCGUGUUGUCACAUUUGAUUAUAUUCCAAAAGAAAACAAUAUGGUUAGUUUCUUCUGUAUGAGACAAUCAGGAACUGUAUACCGUAUGCCAAUACUUCAGAGCUACUCAACAACGGUAUUUGAUAGUUAUAACUCAUUGAUGCUUUCUAACUGCGAAGUUCCAAUUUUAGAUGAGAUGAGAAUAUCUAAAAAUGAAGAAAAAUCGAACUCCCAACGUGUCGAAAGAACUUUACAAAAUUUAUCUUUUGAAGAUUUAGACGUUGCAGAUAAUGGACCAAACUUGGAAAACAUCCAGGUAGAGUAUACCAAUGAAACUGAUGAAGAAGGAAUUUCCGAUGAGGAGGAUAGUCAUGAUGAUGGACACUCUACCGAAAAAUCAUUUGAUUAUAAGAUUUUAUGGAAACCAAAAAAGCUACUUCAACAAGAUAUUAGUGUUAUUAUGCGAACCAGGGCUAAACUUGGAUAUGGACUGGAUCCUAUGACAACAGUUGAAAGGAUUGAUGAUUCUAGUGGAUUAGAAAACUAUUCGUAUAUAAGGAAUACUUGGAGAUGGAUAGCAAUCGCAAAGGCGGCAGUCGAAGAAGGUUCAAUGGCUUCAAAGAACUUAGACUUAGGUUAUGAAGGUAUUUUAGGUAUAUGGAAUGGUUUAAGUGGUAUUUCUACGCAACGUAGGUAUAGUCAAGAUGUCAUAUUGACAGACAAACAAUUAAAUAAGGAAAUGGAUAAGAUUAUUAAAAGUCGCAAUAAAAAUAAAAGUAAUAUAGGACAAAAGAAUCCAUUAAAUAAAUUUUCUGAUUCCCCUAAAAAUAUUCAAAGAAAAUUAUGUCUUAUUAUGUCUGGUUGGGAUCUUGUUCCUGGUGACUAUGAAGAGAAGUAUGAUAAAAUUAUUAAAAGUAAUAAUUAUGAAAAAGCUGCUGCUUGGGCUGUAUUCUUUGGUGAUAUUCCAAAGGCAGUUGAAAUAUUGAGUUCUGCCAAGAAGGAAAGAUUACAAUUAAUUGCUACUGCUAUUUCAGGUUAUAUGGCAUAUAAGGACCAACCUGGUAACAAUUCUUGGAGACAACAAUGUAGGAAAAUGUCCUCAGAAUUUGAGGAUCCUUAUUUAAGAGUAAUUUUUGCAUUUAUUGCAGAUAAUGAUUGGUGGGACAUUUUGUAUGAACCUGCAAUUUCUUUAAGGGAAAGGUUAGGUGUUGCAUUGAGAUUUUUAAAUGAUGCAGAUUUGACUACCUUUUUAGAGAGAACAUCAUCAUCUGUCAUUGCUAAUGGUGAACUUGAAGGUUUGAUACUUACCGGUAUUACUCCAAGCGGUAUUGAUUUGUUGCAAUCAUAUGUAAACAAGACGAGUGACGUUCAAAGUGCCGCUUUGAUAUCCAUCUUUGGGUCACCAAGAUACUUCAAAGAUAAACGAGUUGACUGCUGGGUUCAAUCUUAUAGGUAUAUGUUAAAUUCGUGGGAAUUAUUUUCGAUGAGAGCCAAAUUCGAUGUAUUAAGAUCUAAACUGUCUAAAACAAGAACAGGGGUUAUCACUGCAGAAAUUAAACCAAGACAAUUGUAUAUUCAAUGUGUCAAUUGUAAAGCCAAUAUCAACAAACCAAAUAGCUCUGGCCGAAAUGCUGUGAUUGCAGGAUCUAACCAAGAUCUUGUAUCGUCUAAUACAGCUAUCGGUAGUGAUGCUCUAGCGUUUAGAGGCAAAAACCUGCAUGCCAAAAAAGUAUUUGGCACAACACCAUCAUCUCCAUUAGAAAAGCAUAAACAAAAACAUUCAUGUCCUCAUUGUGGUGCGCCAUUCCCAAGAUGCGCAAUCUGUCUGUUACCAUUAGGUACAUCUAAUUUACCAUUUACAAUAAGUGGUAUUGAUGAUACACAAAAUACUAAUGAACCAAAGAAUGAAGGACUAAAUGAUAUAUCUGAGACUGAAGAAGAAUUAAAAUAUAUGAAAAGAUUAAGAUUGAAUGAAUGGUUUAGUUUUUGUUUGAGUUGUAACCAUGGUAUGCAUGCAGGUCACGCAGAUGAAUGGUUCGCAAGGCAUAACGUCUGUCCCGUACCAGGAUGCAACUGCCAAUGUCAUAUAAAUAAAUAA
Messenger RNA from Vanderwaltozyma polyspora DSM 70294, 3015 nucleotides. It is a transcript of the gene SEA4, whose product is annotated as Sea4p. Gene Ontology annotation, molecular function: protein binding. The record is from RefSeq and is a predicted model, not a curated record. The coding region runs from base 1 to 3015 and encodes 1004 amino acids. Lineage: Eukaryota; Fungi; Ascomycota; Saccharomycetes; Saccharomycetales; Saccharomycetaceae. The transcript has a single exon. Gene Ontology annotation, biological process: positive regulation of TORC1 signaling. Gene Ontology annotation, cellular component: cytoplasm.